GGCCGGGCGACAGCUGGAGGCGCGGACCUGGGGCGGCGACGGCGUAGCGACUCGGGCGUCGGGGGACGCGGCGGACGGCCGCCCCAGAGUGAAGUUCGGGGGCGCCGGGGCUGGGAGGGGUCCCCCAGACGGGGACGCGCGCAGGUUCGCGCGGCUCAGGCCCCCUCCGCCCGCGCCCCGGGACCCGCCCCCGCGGCGGAGCGGCUUCUGUUUACUUUCGAUCGAGUUUUUCCUGCUCGGGGCAGGUGCCCAGGGUGGCUCCGGGCGGAGGGUUACGCGCGGCGCCCGGCGCCCCUCUCUCCGCCCUGCCGGCACCGGGAAACGCGCGUCGGGCGGCCGGGGCAGCGGCGGCCACGGCGUCUCCAGGCGCGCUCACAGGCGUCCGUUUGUGCCCAAGUGAUGACGGCAGCAGCAUGGAGUUCCCGGAGCACGGCGGGCGGCUGCUGGGCCGCCUGAGGCAGCAGCGCGAGCUCGGCUUCCUGUGCGACUGCACCGUGUUGGUGGGCGACGCGCGCUUCCCGGCCCACCGCGCCGUGCUGGCCGCGUGCAGCGUCUACUUCCAUCUCUUCUACAGGGACCGGCCCUCGGGCAGCCGCGACACGGUGCGGCUCAACGGCGACAUCGUCACGGCGCCCGCCUUCGGCCGUCUGCUGGACUUCAUGUACGAGGGACGCCUGGACCUGCGCAGCCUGCCGGUCGAGGACGUCCUGGCCGCCGCCAGCUACCUGCACAUGUACGACAUUGUCAAGGUCUGCAAGGGCAGGCUCAGGGAGAAGGAUCACGCGCUGCAUCCGGAGACCCCCGCCCCUGGGGCAGAGCUGUCAGGCCAGCUCUUGUGCCCCCUGCACGCCUGGACCCCUGAGCUCUGCCCAGCUGCCCAGAAGGCCAGGCUCCCUGGGGCUGGGGUCAAGGCCGCCUUCCCUCCACGAGCGCUGGGGCCUCCUCUCUGGCAGGCCCCAGGAGAGUCAGACCGGGCUCUCGACCUGUCGCUAAAGCCUGGCCAGAGGCGGGAGCCAGUCCACCCACCCUGCAUCCUCCAGGCAGCCCCCUGCAGUCAGAUGCAGCAAGGGGCCCCACGGCCAGUGAAGGACGAGCGCAACUCACUGUCCGAACAGGACAGCGUGGGCCCUCUGGGACCCCACAGCCCUCUACAGCCAUCCUGUGUUCCUGCAGCCAAGCGCCUGGCAGGGGGCAUGGAGCCACUGCCAGUCAGCGGGGUGGGCAGCCAGGAGGUGGAGCUGGAUGCAGAGCCGGGGGCGAGCGACGACGAGCUGGGGCCCGGCGGGCACCUCUGCACAUGCCCACUGUGCAGCAAGCAAUUCCCUAGCGCCCACGAGCUGCAGCUGCACCUCAGCGCCCACUUCCGGGAGCGAGACAGCGCGCGGGCCCGGCUCUCGCCCGACGGCACCAUGCCCACCUGCCCGCUCUGCGGGAAGACCUUCUCCUGCGCAUACACGCUGAAGAGGCACGAGCGCACGCACUCGGGUGAGAAGCCCUACACGUGUGCGCAGUGCGGCAAGAGCUUCCAGUACUCGCACAACCUGAGCCGUCACGCUGUGGUGCACACCCGCGAGAAACCCCACGCCUGCCGCUGGUGCGAGCGCCGCUUCACGCAGUCCGGGGACCUCUACCGCCACGUCCGCAAGUUUCACUGCGGCCUGGUCAAGUCCCUGCUGGUGUGAUGCGGGCGGUGGGAGUGGGGGUGGGGGGGGAGGAGAGACCAGACCUCCCAGGUGGGGCACUGGGAUGGAGUGUGAGGGACCCCGAGCUGGACCCUCCCAGCAGAAAGAACCCUGCUGCCGCCUGGACCUGGACCAGCGGCCUCAGACUCAGAGUGAUUCCUGCAGCCCUCCUCCAUGCCUUUGCCCCCUCCCCCACCCUCCAUCUCACUCUGUCCUGGCGGUGCCCAGACUGUGACACAGUCUUCCUUUCCUGCCAGUUCCAGGGCUGUCUAAAGGGCCCUCAAGUGUGGCCCAAACACCUCGGUGUAGGACGGCCAGUGAAUCCUUUCUCCUGGGGCUUCCCUGACCUCACUGGCAUUUUUGUGAGCCUGGCCCCACUCGGUGAAGGACCAUGAAUCACAGUUCUGGGUGUGAGGCCCUGGACAGGGCGGGCUGUUUCACCGAACAGGCCACUCCUGGUGGUGGCAGCAGAAUCCCCUGCAGGGGAGGCCCCAGGCACACCAGGGGCCAUCGAGGCACAGCUGGUGGGCGGGGGGUGGGUACAGGCCCUAGUGGGGACCCCAGGGCGACAGGAGCAGAAGCAGCCAGAAGCUGACCGGCUGUGGAGUUACAGGCACGGUGUUCGGAGGCAGCUGUGGUCCUGACCGCACUGUAACUCAGGGCAGACAAAGUUGGUAUUUGGAGAUGAUUCUCUUUAAAUGCCAAGCCUCCUGAGGUUGCCAGAUGUCUGCCCGUGGGUGAUGGGCCGUGCCGCCUCCCUGCCUGAGCCAGGGGCCAGGGUGCCUCUGAGCUUCCCGGGGGGGGGGGGGCACAGGGUGGCAGGAAUGCAGCGCUGGACCAUGAGAAUCACAGGCCGCUACUGGGCCUCAGUGGGCCUGGUCCUGAAGGUCACUUGUCCAUCCCUGGAACUGCUGGUCAUUUCCAGAGCCCUGAGCAAGGGCCAGAGGUUGCUCUCCUACCAGGCGUGGACCACUCGUUGUCGGUUUUCUCUUCCCUACAGUGGGGCAUGGGUGAAAGUGGCCAUUGCACAGGGAGGAGUCAGGGGAGAGGGCAGUUGGCCUCUGGGCUGGGGUCACAGCUCCCCACCUUCAUCCACAGCCUUGGGAGGCUGAAGCUCCUACAAUGUGAAAGGCACUGCGUUUGCAGUUGGCGGGGGCCACCCUGCUUUACCCACCUACUCACUGAGUAAAUCUCGCUGCCAGAACCUCAGUGGUUCUGAGCGGGGGCUGCCCCAAGUUCUGGGUUCAGGUGGUAGAGCCGCCUGGGCGCCGGUUUCCCUGGACCACAAGGGCGAUUUCUGCUGUGACUGAAAGUGGUGCUGAGGACAGAGUCCGGCCAAGUUUAAGUUAUUUUCCCUUCUCCUGACAACACUUGAUGUCGUAUUUAUUCACCUGCCUGGUCUUGAGUGAAAGGACCUUCCAGCAGGUGGACAGAUGGGUGCAUCUCCUCGGCUCUCCCUCCCUGUGUGUGGGCGGCCUAUCGAUGCUUGGCGGCUCGGAGGCCCUGGACUGACUGCGGACCAGAGAGCUGGGUGAAGGGCACCUCUGCUUCCCAUCGUCCUGGCCCGGCCCCACCGCCGGAAGGGCCGCGCCGCAUGACAGUGCUCGGUGAUGUACUCUGUGAUUGGAUGUCCUCGUGCGCAUGCGUGCGUCCGCGUGCAUCCCGCAAAUGGCAGGGCUGAGCCGCGACAGCAGUGAUGGGCAGCCAGGGAUGUGGCAGUGGCCCUGGUUUUCCCCAGGGGUUUCCGUAGGGGAAGAAAAGUACUUUCCUGGGGCAGGAAGUGGGCCCUGAGUUAUCAACACUGGAUUCAUUGUCUUCUGCGAGCCGUUACUGUGAAGUUCACGUGAAGAGAAGUGGUCAGUUUUUAAUUUGAUAACCAGCACAGUUCAAAUGAAAUAUACAUAUUUAAGACAUUAAUCGUGUGGGAGCAUGUAGAAGAGGCAUAUGUAGAUGCGUUGUGAGUGGUGCCUGCUGUGUGGGCUUCUCCAGGGCCCACCCUGCCUCCUGCCCCUGGGGGGCGGGGGGCAGGGAGGACACCUGGAGGACAGUCAGUUGUUCACGCUCACUGUCGGUGGGAGAUCGUCUGUGCGCACAGCGUGCCAGCCAAGGCAGUCUGCACUCAGUGCUGUUUCCCUGUGUUCACAUCGUCGUCUUCAUGGUGACAGUGGUGAAUAAAGCCCAUCCGA
Rhinolophus ferrumequinum (greater horseshoe bat) is the source of this 3868-nucleotide messenger RNA. RefSeq names its product zinc finger and BTB domain containing 42 (gene ZBTB42). The coding region runs from base 414 to 1682 and encodes 422 amino acids. Gene Ontology annotation, molecular function: protein binding; RNA polymerase II cis-regulatory region sequence-specific DNA binding; DNA-binding transcription factor activity, RNA polymerase II-specific. NCBI's taxonomy places the organism in Eukaryota, Metazoa, Chordata, Mammalia, Chiroptera, Rhinolophidae. Gene Ontology annotation, cellular component: nucleus. The record is from RefSeq and is a predicted model, not a curated record. Gene Ontology annotation, biological process: regulation of transcription by RNA polymerase II. The transcript has a single exon.